AUGGACAGGACAUCAAUGACCGACGCAGGCGGCGCCGUAGAAGAUGAUGCUGGCCGUACCGGCGAGGAGAGCGAGUUCGGCUCCGCGGUUGGAAACGGAGACGAUGAUCCGGCCGCCGGAUAUCAACCCCUUUGGGUCAGGCUGGCCUGCAUCGGCCUCGACUUCCUCACCCAGACGUACGAUCAAAUAAGGAUUGUGCCUGAGAUCGCUCUCUUUGAGCAAUAUGUCUGCAGAGCCUACUACGCCGGUGAUGGCGAACACUCUUUUCCGGAUGGGCGGAUCCCACAUGUGAUGUGCAAGAACCCGGAUGUCCAAUAUCAACUGGCACGCCUCCGGAGUUACAAGGCUCUGUUUGACGGCAUCGCAAUCCUUGUUACCGCUAUUCCCAUGGGUGUCCUAGCUGACAGGGUUGGGCGAAAGAAGGUUAUCGCUUCGAGCGUACUGGGACCCAUACUCCAAAUGUGCUGGAUCCUCCUUGUCUGCAUGGGAGGCCUUCAGGAACGAGGCAUGAGUAUGAUCUGGGCGGGUUCGGCCUUCCUCCUCAUGGGCAACCUAUCAUCCGCGAACGCGACGAUAUACGCCAUGGCGGCGGACUCGUGCCCUCCUGCGCAGAGGAGCCGCUACUUCUACUACCUAUACUCUACUUUCCUCGUCUGCGAGCUGUUUGCUCCGGCCCUUGCCUCGGUCACCAUCGAGAGAAAUCUCCUUAUUCCUUUCGUCGUCGGUUUGGCUUCUCUCCUCACGUGUUUUCCCAUCCUGCACGUAGUGCCAGAGACACAUAAGGUGGGUGCGUCGCUGGGCGCAGGCAGUCGGCGCUCGUCGAGGUCGUCAGCCAAGGACCAAAGUGAGGCCCGCGAAACGGACCCGCUCGUGUCCUCCCUGGCGGACCCAACAACAGAGACCGAGAUACGGCCCCGGAGAAAUCUGUUGUCGGUAGUGCGAAAUAGGAACAUACUGCUCGCCCUCUUCGUGCUGUUCAUCGGCGCCCUGCGGCAGGGAACAGUGUCGGUCUUGCUCCAGUAUGCCGCGGUACGGUUCGGGUGGCCAACGUCACGGACCGCGAUGCUGGUUUCGGUCAUUGCUGCGAGCAAUAUCGUCCUAUUCCUCGUCAUACUCCCGCAGACUGUUGCAUUCCUCACAUCCAGAUGGCACAUCAGGUCACAGCUCAUCGACUAUAAUGUUGUCUCCGUGAGUCUCGUAAUUCUGACAGUGGGAGCAACGCUCAUGGGUCUGGCAUCUUCGAUGCACUGGCUUAUCUGCGAGGGCAUUGGUAGAAUGUGCGGAGAUCCAAUGCUCCUCAGGAUCUUCGCCAAAUCCAUGCGUAUGGAAGGCAUCCUACAGGGCUUGCCAUUCUAUGUUGCCGCUAUUGGCUUCGGCCUGGCUGCUGUAGCAUGGCGUUUCGUUAGGCUAGGAGUACUAGCAUAA
Messenger RNA from Diaporthe amygdali, 1425 nucleotides. RefSeq lists its product as uncharacterized. Gene Ontology annotation, molecular function: transmembrane transporter activity. Gene Ontology annotation, cellular component: membrane. The record is from RefSeq and is a predicted model, not a curated record. The transcript is spliced from 5 exons. Gene Ontology annotation, biological process: transmembrane transport. Bases 1 to 1425 code for a protein of 474 amino acids. NCBI's taxonomy places the organism in Eukaryota, Fungi, Ascomycota, Sordariomycetes, Diaporthales, Diaporthaceae.